Penicillium macrosclerotiorum is the source of this 840-nucleotide messenger RNA. RefSeq names its product prohibitin subunit PHB1 (gene phb1). The transcript has 2 exons. The coding region runs from base 1 to 840 and encodes 279 amino acids. Lineage: Eukaryota; Fungi; Ascomycota; Eurotiomycetes; Eurotiales; Aspergillaceae. The record is from RefSeq and is a predicted model, not a curated record. Gene Ontology annotation, biological process: mitochondrion organization. Gene Ontology annotation, cellular component: membrane; mitochondrion.
AUGGCCAACGCCCUGUACAACGUCUACCGGCUAGCUGGCCCUGUGGCCGCUGGUGCCCUCCUUUUCAACGCCUCCAUCUACGACGUUCGAGGCGGCACCCGCGCUGUCAUCUUCGACCGAUUGUCUGGUGUGCAGGAGGCCGUCGUCAACGAAGGCACUCACUUUCUGAUUCCCUGGCUGCAACGGGCCAUCGUCUACGAUGUGCGGACAAAGCCGCGCAACAUCUCCACUACCACUGGAAGUAAAGAUUUGCAGAUGGUCAGCUUGACGCUGCGCGUGCUGCACCGUCCGGAGGUGCCGAAGCUGCCCCAGAUCUACCAGUCAUACGGUACCGAUUACGAUGAGCGUGUUCUCCCCUCCAUCGGCAACGAAGUGCUCAAGGCAAUCGUCGCCCAAUUCGACGCCGCCGAACUCAUCACCCAACGUGAAGCCGUGUCCAACCGCAUCCGUACCGACCUCCUGAAGCGCGCCGCCCAGUUCAACAUCGCUCUGGAGGACGUCUCCAUCACCCACAUGACCUUCGGCAAGGAAUUCACCCGCGCCGUUGAGCAGAAGCAGAUCGCCCAGCAGGACGCUGAACGGGCCCGUUUCAUCGUCGAGCGUGCCGAGCAGGAGCGCCAGGCCAACGUCAUCCGUGCCGAGGGUGAAGCCGAGAGUGCCGACAUCAUCAGUAAAGCUGUUGCCAAGGCCGGCAGUGGCCUCAUCGAGAUCCGUCGGAUCGAUGCCAGCCGCGAGAUUGCGCAGACCCUGGCUCAGAACCCCAACGUCACAUAUCUGCCCGGUGGGGAGGGCAAGGAAGGUGGUAAGAACACUAGCCUCCUCCUAGGUCUGCGGAAUUAA